Molecule: messenger RNA, 6683 nt
Organism: Talpa occidentalis (Iberian mole)
Lineage: Eukaryota; Metazoa; Chordata; Mammalia; Eulipotyphla; Talpidae
Gene: IQGAP1
Product: IQ motif containing GTPase activating protein 1
Exons: 38
Coding region: 162-5045 (1627 amino acids)
Biological process (GO): regulation of GTPase activity; regulation of actin cytoskeleton organization
Cellular component (GO): cytoplasm; nucleus
Molecular function (GO): calmodulin binding; GTPase activator activity; actin filament binding
Source: RefSeq, a predicted model, not a curated record
UGCCGUCUGCCUCGUACCCGGUUCUUCUCCUGGUUCCUCAGCCGAGCCCGGCGCGGCCGCCAUGUCCGCCAGCGACGAGGUUGACGGGCUGGGCGGCCGGGCGUGGCCCGGCCGCACACUAUGGCUCCGUCCUGGAUAACGAGAGGCUCACCGCGGAGGAGAUGGAUGAGAGGCGGCGGCAGAACGUGGCUUAUGAGUACCUUUGUCAUUUGGAGGAAGCCAAGAGGUGGAUGGAAGCGUGCCUUGGGGAAGACCUGCCCCCCACCACGGAGCUGGAGGAGGGGCUGAGGAAUGGGGUCUACCUGGCCAAACUGGGCAACUUCUUCUCUCCCAAAGUGGUGUCCCUGAAGAAGAUCUAUGACCGGGAGCAGACCAGAUACAAGGCAACCGGCCUUCACUUCCGACACACUGAUAACGUGAUCCAGUGGCUGAAUGCCAUGGCCGAGAUUGGACUGCCCAAGAUUUUUUACCCAGAAACUACAGAUAUCUAUGAUAGAAAGAACAUGCCAAGAUGUAUCUACUGUAUCCACGCGCUCAGUUUGUACCUGUUCAAACUAGGCCUGGCGCCUCAGAUUCAAGACCUGUAUGGAAAGGUUGACUUCACAGAGGAAGAAAUCAACAACAUGAAGAUCGAGCUGGAGAAGUAUGGGAUCCAGAUGCCUGCCUUCAGCAAGAUUGGGGGCAUCCUGGCCAAUGAACUCUCAGUGGAUGAAGCUGCGUUGCACGCUGCCGUCAUUGCCAUCAAUGAAGCUGUGGACCGUAGAAUCCCAGCCGACACAUUUGCGGCUCUGAAAAACCCCAACGCCAUGCUUGUGAACCUGGAGGAGCUCUUGGCGUCCACUUACCAGGAUGUGCUGUACCAGGCCAAGCAGGACAAGAUGACCAACGCAAAGAACAGGACAGAAAACUCUGAGCGGGAGAGGGAUGUCUACGAGGAGCUGCUCACGCAGGCUGAGAUCCAAGGCAACGUAAACAAAGUCAACACCUCUUCUGCACUGUCAAACGUGGACCUGGCUCUGGAGCAAGGAUCUGUGCUGGCCCUCGUCAAGGCCCUGCAGUUGCCAGCGCUGGCCCUGCGGGGACUGCAGCAGCAGAAUGGGGACUGGUACCUCAAGCAGCUCCUGAGUGACCGGCAGCAGAAGAGACAGGGCGGCCAGACAGACCCCCUGCAGAAGGAGGAGCUGCAGUCUGGUGUGGAGGCCGCCAAUGGCGCUGCUCAGCAGUAUCAGAGAAGGCUGGCUGCUGUGGCCGCGAUCAACGCUGCGAUCCAGGAGGGCAUCGCUGAGAAGACGGUCAUGGAGCUGAUGAAUCCCGAGGCCCAGCUGCCCCAGGUGUACCCAUUCGCUGCUGGUCUUUACCAGAAGGAGCUGGCCACCCUGCAGCUCCAGAGCCCUGAGCACAGCCUCACCCACCCCGAGCUCUCUGUUGCUGUGGAGAUGCUGUCGUCGGUGGCCCUAAUCAACAGGGCACUGGAGUCUGGAGACGUGAGCACGGUGUGGAAACAGCUGAGCAAUUCCGUGACAGGUCUGACCAGCAUUGAGGAAGAAAACUGUCAGAGGUAUAUUGAUGAGCUGAUGAAACUGAAAGCUCAGGCACAUGCAGAAAACAAUGAAUUUAUUACAUGGAAUGACAUCCAAGCCUGUGUGGACCAUGUGAACCUGGUGGUGCAGGAGGAACAUGAGAGGAUUCUGGCCAUUGGCUUGAUUAAUGAGGCCCUGGACGAAGGGGAUGCCCAGAGAACUCUGCAGGCCCUGCAGAUCCCUGCAGCCAAGCUCGAGGGUGUCCUGGCACCCGUGGCCCAGCAUUACCAGGACACUCUGAUCCGGGCAAAGAGGGAGAAGGCCCAGGAAACCCAGGAUGAGUCGGCUGUGCUGUGGCUGGAUGAAAUCCAAGGCGGGGUCUGGCAGUCUAACAAAGACACCCAGGAGGCACAGAAGUUCGCCUUAGGAAUCUUCGCCAUUAACGAGGCGGUGGACAGUGGGGACGUUGGCAGAACCCUCAGUGCCCUGCGCUCCCCUGAUGUGGGCCUGUACGGCGUCAUCCCCGAGUGUGGCGAGACCUACCAGAGUGACCUUGCAGAAGCCAAGAAGAAAAGACUGGCGGCAGGAGAUAACAGCAGCAAGUGGGUGAAGCACUGGGUGAAAGGUGGGUAUUAUUACUACCACAAUCUGCAGACCCAGGAAGGAGGAUGGGACGAACCGCCAGACUUCGUGCAGAAUUCCAUGCAGCUUUCCCGGGAGGAGAUCCAGAGCUCCAUCUCAGGGGUGACGGCCGCAUACAACCGGGAACAGCUCUGGCUGGCCAAUGAGGGCCUGAUCACCAAGCUGCAGGCCUGCUGCCGUGGCUACUUAGUUCGCCAGGAAUUCCGAUCCCGGAUGAAUUUCCUGAAGAAGCAAAUCCCAGCCAUCACCUGCAUCCAGUCGCAGUGGAGAGGCUACAAGCAGAAGAAGGCCUAUCAGGACCGCCUGGCUUACCUGCGCGCGCAUAAAGACGAAGUGGUCAAGAUCCAGUCCCUGGCGAGGAUGCAUCAAGCGAGGAAGCGCUACAGAGACCGCCUGCAGUACUUCCGGGACCACAUAAAUGACAUUAUCAAAAUCCAGGCCUUUAUUCGGGCAAACAAGGCGCGUGACGACUACAAGACCCUCAUCAGCGCCGAGGACCCCCCCAUGAUUGUGGUCCGGAAGUUCGUCCACCUGCUUGACCAGAGCGACCAGGAUUUUCAGGAGGAGCUUGAUCUCAUGAAGAUGCGGGAGGAGGUCAUCACCCUCAUUCGCUCUAACCAGCAGCAGGAGAACGACCUCAAUCUCAUGGACAUCAAGAUUGGUCUGCUCGUGAAAAAUAAAAUCACGCUGCAGGAUGUGGUUUCCCACAGUAAAAAACUCACCAAAAAAAACAAAGAGCAGCUAUCUGACAUGAUGAUGCUCAACAAGCAGAAGGGGGGUCUCAAGGCACUGAGCAAGGAGAAGCGGGAGAAGCUGGAGGCCUACCAGCACCUGUUCUACUUACUGCAGACCAAUCCCACCUAUCUGGCCAAGCUGAUUUUCCAGAUGCCGCAAAACAAGUCCACCAAGUUCAUGGACUCCGUGAUCUUCACGCUCUACAACUACGCGUCUAACCAGCGGGAGGAGUACCUUCUGCUCCGGCUCUUCAAGACGGCGCUCCAGGAGGAAAUCAAGUCGAAAGUGGAUCAGAUUCAAGAGAUUGUGACAGGAAAUCCUACAGUUAUAAAGAUGGUUGUAAGUUUCAACCGUGGUGCCCGGGGCCAGAAUGCCCUGAGACAGAUCUUAGCGCCGGUUGUCAAGGAGAUUAUGGAUGACAAAUAUCUCAACAUCAAAACUGACCCUGUGGAUAUUUACAAAUCUUGGGUUAAUCAGAUGGAAUCUCAAACAGGAGAGGCAAGCAAGCUGCCCUACGAUGUGACCCCUGAGCAGGCGCUGGCUCACGAGGAAGUCAGGACACGGCUGGACAGCUCCAUCAGGAACAUGAGGAGUGUGACGGACAAGUUCCUCUUGGCCAUCAUCAGCUCUGUGGACAAAAUCCCCUAUGGGAUGCGCUUCAUUGCCAAAGUGCUGAAGGACUCGCUCCACGAGAAGUUCCCCGACGCUGGUGAGGAUGAGCUGCUGAAGAUUGUCGGCAACCUGCUUUACUAUCGCUACAUGAACCCGGCCAUCGUUGCUCCCGACGCCUUUGACAUCAUCGACCUGUCGGCAGGAGGCCAGCUCACCACAGACCAACGCCGAAACCUUGGCUCCAUCGCCAAGAUGCUCCAGCACGCCGCUUCCAAUAAGAUGUUCCUGGGGGACAAUGCCCACCUCAGCAUUAUCAACGAGUAUCUCUCCCAGUCCUACCAGAAAUUCAGACGGUUUUUCCAGUCUGCCUGCGAUGUCCCUGAGCUUCAGGAUAAGUUCAAUGUGGACGAGUACUCUGACCUGGUGACGCUCACCAAGCCAAUCAUCUACAUCUCCAUCGGCGAAAUCAUCAACACCCACACGCUGCUGUUAGAUCAUCAGGACGCCAUCGCCCCAGAGCACAAUGACCCAAUCCACGAGCUUUUGGACGACCUGGGAGAGGUGCCCACCAUCGAGUCCUUGAUAGGCGAGAGCGCUGGCAAUUUAAAUGACCCAAAUAAGGAGGCGCUGGCUAAGACAGAAGUCUCUCUCACUCUGACCAACAAGUUCGACGUGCCGGGAGAUGAGAACGCAGAGAUGGAUGCUCGGACCAUCUUACUGAACACAAAACGUUUAAUUGUGGAUGUCAUCCGGUUCCAGCCAGGAGAGACUUUGACUGAAAUCCUAGAAACACCAGCCACCAGUGAACAGGAAGCAGAGCACCAGCGGGCCAUGCAGAGACGCGCCAUCCGUGACGCCAAAACGCCAGAUAAGAUGAAAAAGUCGAAAUCCGUGAAGGAAGACAGUAACCUCAGCCUGCAGGAGAAGAAGGACAAGAUUCAGUCCGGCUUGAAGAAGCUCUCGGAGCUCGGGACAGUGGACCCCAAGAACAGAUACCAGGAGCUGAUCAACGACAUCGCCAGGGACAUUCGGAAUCAGCGGCGGUACCGGCAGAGGAGGAAGGCCGAGCUGGUGAAGCUGCAGCAGACCUACGCCGCCCUCAACUCCAAGGCCGUCUUCUAUGGGGAGCAGGUGGAUUACUACAAGAGCUACAUCAAGACCUGCCUGGACAACCUGGCCAGCAAGGGCAAGGUCUCCAAAAAGCCUCGGGAAAUGAAAGGAAAGAAAAGCAAAAAGAUUUCUCUCAAAUAUACUGCAGCAAGACUACAUGAGAAAGGAGUUCUUCUGGAAAUUGAGGACCUGCAAGUGAAUCAGUUUAAAAAUGUUAUCUUUGAGAUCAAUCCAACAGAAGAAGUUGGGGACUUUGAAGUGAAAGCCAAGUUCAUGGGAGUUCAGAUGGAGACUUUCAUGUUGCAUUAUCAGGACCUGCUGCAGCUGCAGUAUGAGGGCGUCGCGGUCAUGAAGUUGUUUGACAGGGCGAAAGUCAACGUCAACCUUCUCAUCUUCCUUCUAAACAAGAAGUUCUAUGGGAAGUAACUGGUGACCUGCUGUGCGCCAGAAGGACAAGGGAAGACGCGCCUCGAGGCCGCCUUUCUGGGUCCUUCUCCACUCAGUGGAAGCAAAGACCAGCCCACAGCGGAGCCUCCGUCCAUACACUCGGAUGCCACCAUUCCAACUCCCGUCCCAGCAGGGCACUUGCCGCCCUUGUCCACGGUGAACAUCGUAUUUCAGGCCUGGUCUGAUCCUUCUUGUUCUUUUGUUUUGUGACUUUGGAGAGCGUAGAAACGCCACUAAAACUCUUGUAGGAUCUUAGCAUUGUUUUACCAGACUGUUAGCUUGGGAACUGUUUCCUCAGAAACAGACAAUGAAAUAGGAAUUCUUACUUAGAUGUGGGUGCUGUUAGCACCGAGAACUUUCAUACACAGAAGGACCAAUCAGCAAAGCGCCAGCCGCUGCGGCCCCUCCGCCGUGCAGAGGCGGCCAUCACGGGCCUGUCCCGGCAGCGACACGCCUGCCUUUGGGCCCCAUCGGCUCCUCUCGUUCUGCUUCCCUUUACAGGGUGGUGACAUUUUAAAUGUCACCAUUAAAUUGGGACAAUUCUGGGCCUCCCCUGGUGGCGCAGGUGGUUGAGCGCCGCGCUGUGAAGCUGUCCUGGAGCCUCUGCAGCGCGGGUUCGAUCCCGGCCGGCCGGUGAGGGUCCCACAUGGCGCACAGACCUCUCCUCCCUCUCCCGCUGCUGCCCUGAACAGUGGAUUUCGGUCCGUCUGCCUGUUCUGUUCCCUGCUCUGGCUCCGGUGAAUCCUCUCACCCUCUCAGGCAUCUGGCCUGCACCCCGGUUCUCGUAUAAAUAAAUAAAUAAAUCUUUUGAAAAUAAAUCAACAAAUAGGGACAGUUCUGUUGCUGUAGCUCAUUCGUGGAGGGCAGAGUCCCACUGGCAACGUCCAGCUGCUCGGGUAAAUUUGGAGCCGUCCGAGCCCCAUCCUGGCCGGUGACUAGACUCGAGCACACGCCGCCACCAGCCCGCCCCUGCCCUGGAGCGUGGCCCCCACGCCCUGUGUCCUGGCCGAGGUGUCCCAGGCACCCCUUGAAGUUUCAUUUCCCUUCUUAGAGUGUAGAUGAUAGGAAUCUUAAAGAUGCACGUAAUAAUGCUUCCAGAGGCGUUAGGCUACUGUACGAAGAGGGUCUUGGAAACUGGCUCACAUGUAAGCGUGACCUCCGCGCUUCCUCGGAGCUGAGACGCCAGGGCCACGUGCCGGGCCGCGGCGCGCUCGUCGUGUCUUGCACGGCUGACGCGAAACCAGAACUCCAGCCGCCCGGUCUCGCGUCUCUUCCCCGCUUUCUUCUUCCUCCCUCUGAUGUCCCCCCGGUGCCUUAGCUCUUGGGAGCUGCCUUUAGUGGGAAGGGAUUCAGUGCUAAACGUUGACUUUAGUGAAGUAUUUUUAAGAAAAUUUGUUUAUACAGGAAGAUAUAUUCCAUCAUGCUUGCUACUGAAUCUAUUUUUGUCAUUUUAUUGGCUAUUAUGUCACAAAAUGUAAAAUUUUAACUUUUUAAAAUUUUCUGAUGGCUAUUUAAAAUCAAUAAACAGUUUUACUAGUAAACUCUGUGACGUGUCCCUGUUCACACGCAGGCUCGGGGCCGAGCGCUUUGCGAUGGACGCUCCCUGCCCAGGCCGGG